This is a messenger RNA of Stegostoma tigrinum, 1871 nucleotides long. RefSeq names its product ectonucleoside triphosphate diphosphohydrolase 6 (gene entpd6). The transcript is spliced from 14 exons. The record is from RefSeq and is a predicted model, not a curated record. Gene Ontology annotation, molecular function: UDP phosphatase activity; GDP phosphatase activity. Bases 196 to 1491 code for a protein of 431 amino acids. Lineage: Eukaryota; Metazoa; Chordata; Chondrichthyes; Orectolobiformes; Stegostomatidae. Gene Ontology annotation, cellular component: membrane; Golgi apparatus. Gene Ontology annotation, biological process: nucleoside diphosphate catabolic process.
UAUAGCGUGCGCUCCUCCCUCCAUAUUCACGCGCCGGAGUAGCUGUGCGCGCUCGCACAUGCGCGGGGACGAGUGACUUGCGACAGCUGACGCUGAAUGUCGGUUGUUGGUCCGGGGUGAUGGAUUUAGCCGGUUCGAUUCUACAAUGAGUUGUGCAAGCCUUGCUUGAAUCUGCAGCAAAAAAGAUGAUUUUAAAUGUUGGGAGCCAUGAAGUUACCAAAAGUUGCAUAUGUGUUUGUCCUUUUCGUAUGCAUAUUAAUAUAUGUGUAUCAAAAGAAACCUUUUCAAAGAACACAGAAUGGGCUCGGAUUUAUCAUGCAGGCAACUCUCGAACAACCUGUGCCCCAAGACUUCUAUGGAAUCAUGUUUGAUGCUGGCAGCACUGGGACACGCAUCCAUGUCUUCAAGUUUACCAAGUUGCCAAAUGAAUCUCCUAAACUUGCAGAUGAAACAUUCAAAGCUUUGAAGCCAGGAUUGUCCGCAUAUUCUGAUGAGCCCCAUUUGGCCACAAAAGGCAUCCAGGACCUCUUGGACAUUGCCAAAAAGUCAAUUCCUAGGAACCUUUGGGCAAGCACACCUUUAGUACUAAAAGCUACUGCUGGUUUACGUCUGUUGCCAGGAGUAAAAGCUCAGCACUUGUUAGAUAAGGUAAAGGAAGUAUUUCAACUGAGCCCUUUCCUAGUAACAAAUGAUUGUGUUAGUAUCAUGGAUGGGACUGAUGAAGGUAUCUCUGCCUGGAUUACUGUGAACUUUUUAAUAGAUAGCUUGCAAGGAGAAAAGCAUAACACAACAGGCAUGCUUGACCUUGGAGGAGGCUCGAUCCAGAUCACAUUUAUGCCUCACAGUGAGAUGACACUCCAGACCCCUCCCGUUAAUUAUAUUACCUCAAUUCAGAUGUUCAAUAGCACUUACACACUUUACUCUCACAGUUACCUAGGAUUUGGCUUGAUGUCAGCAAGACUGGCGAUUUUAGGAGGUACAGAAGGGAGACCACUUGAGGAAGGGCAAGAGCUUGUAAGUUCUUGCUUAUCACCAAACUACAAAGCAGAAUGGAAGCAUGCUGAAAUUGUUUACCACGUUAAAGGACAGAAAGCAGGAGUACCCAUCUAUGAUUCCUGUUAUGCAAGGAUAGAAAAAGUACUCUCCAAAAAACUGCACAAACCCAAAGAAGUGGGGAGGCUGUCAUUUUAUGCAUUUUCCUACUACUAUGAUAGAGCAGUCGAUGUUGGACUUAUUGAAGAAGAGAAAGGAGGCACAUUAAAGGUUGAGGAUUAUGGAAAAGCAGCCAGACGUGUAUGUCAAAGUAUGGAAUCUGAAUCAACAGAUAAACCAUUCCUUUGCAUGGAUCUUGUGUACAUAACAGUUUUGCUAGAAGAACUUGGUUUUCACAAAGAUGCAAUUUUGAAGCUUGCCAAGAAGAUCAAUGGUGUCGAAAGCAGUUGGGCACUGGGAGCCACAUUCCAUUAUAUUGAUUCUCUUCAGAGAAAUUAAUGUGAAAAAUUAUCAUGUGUUUAUAUUAGAAAACAAUUCAAUCAGAUUGAAUUUAUGGCCAUGUAUAAAACUUGUCUUAGUUGGGGAGUGAGCAAUCUUCAAAUAUGGUCUGGGCUUUUCAGAUUGUUAUACUAUUAAAAUGUAAUGUUGUGGUACAGAAAUAGUGUUUAAUGCAUCAAAAGCUUACUAAUUCAUGCAACUGGCCAACAUGUUGGAAUUGUGAGAAAAGUAACUGCCAAUAAUGGGUGAAGAGAAUGACUAAAUCAAGAACAAUCAGUGUAAGAAAUAAUGUUCAUAUAUUGAGGGAUCAAUACUUGCAAGCUGACAUAUAAUCAAAGACAGAUUUCCACAAAAUAAAAUUUUGCAACUUUUUAUGAUUC